AAGUCACUCAAGCUGGAGCUUUGCGUUCGGAUCUUCGCAACCAAACGCGUGAUCUAUUCGUUCCAUGUAAUUGAUGAUGGCCUGCGAUUCUCUGUUCCCAGCGAGCUUGAUAUCGGCAUCUGUGCAAGCCGAUCUUCCACAUGGCUACGUCGUCCGGCCUUUGCAGCGCAGCGACUAUUCUCGAGGCCACUUAGAACCACUCCGAGAUUUGACAUACAUUGGGGAAAUAUCUGAGCAGCAAUGGAUAGAACGAUUUGAUUGGAUGGCCAGUUGUCAGGGAACUUACUAUGUUGUAGUCAUCGUGGACACGACAAAGGAGUCGAGAGGUUCCAUUGUUGCAACAGGUACUCUAGUGGCUGAGAAGAAAUUCCUCUACAAGCUCGGCAUUCAAGGCCAUAUCGAAGAUGUUGCGGUGGUCAAGUACGAGCAAGGAAAGAAACUCGGACGAUGUCUCCUUGCCGCACUAACUGACGUCGCACGAAAUAUUGGCUGCUACAAAGUGAGAAGUGAGCCGAGAUGCAUGAGAUUCACACGUAUUAAUCGUCAUGUAGAGUAUACUUGAUUGUGGCCCAAGAAAUAAAGGGUUCUAUGAAAAAUGCGGCUAUAGUCAGGCGGGCCAGGAAAUGGAAUGUUACUUUGACGAAGAAGCUAAAGAACGGAGAGUGUGAAGCUUGGAUCCGGACCAGACAAUCGUAUAUGGAAGAACAUAAAGAGGCUUGAACGCCCAUGUCUUUAAAGUAUCAUGAACCUACCCAAUGCCAAAUUGGCCAAGCUCAACAUCUGCUGCGUAUCAGUCGUCGUCAAGCACCAGGCUGGCCGUUCGCACAGAAAGCUUUCUUCCAC
This is a messenger RNA of Verruconis gallopava, 843 nucleotides long. RefSeq lists its product as hypothetical. Gene Ontology annotation, molecular function: monosaccharide binding; glucosamine 6-phosphate N-acetyltransferase activity. Gene Ontology annotation, cellular component: endoplasmic reticulum-Golgi intermediate compartment; Golgi apparatus; endoplasmic reticulum. NCBI's taxonomy places the organism in Eukaryota, Fungi, Ascomycota, Dothideomycetes, Venturiales, Sympoventuriaceae. Gene Ontology annotation, biological process: UDP-N-acetylglucosamine biosynthetic process. The record is from RefSeq and is a predicted model, not a curated record. The coding region runs from base 74 to 562 and encodes 162 amino acids. The transcript has 2 exons.